CCGGACAAGACAGCUCUUCCGCUUUAUUUUCUGUUCUUUAAAUCUCUAUCUGUGCCGGUAUGUUUUCCCCUACAAUAUUGGGCUAUCGACAUGGCAGAGGAAAAACCAAUCGAUAACAACCCUCCUGAUCCGUCGGAUUUUCCCGACGGCGGCUGGAAGGCCUGGUCAGUUGUUCUAGGUGCUUGGUCGUGCCUUUUCUGCAGUUUUGGGUGGAUCAAUUCCAUUGGGCUUUUCCAGACCUUCUACCAGGAUGAGCUGUUUCGGUCCUACGCGCCCAGUUCAAUUGCCUGGAUCACAUCCGUCGAGACAGGAAUUAUGUACAUUACCUCGCCUGUAUAUGGCAAAAUUUACGACAAUUAUGGGCCCAAACCCCUAGUGUAUGGGGGCGCCUUUACCCAUGUCUUUGGACUGAUGAUGGCUUCGCUGGGAACAGAAUACUACCAAAUCUUCCUGGCGCAGUCAAUCUGCAGUGCCCUUGGUGCGGCAGCAUUAUUCUCGGCCGGAAUGGGACCAGUCGGCUCGUGUUCCGUGCGUGAUCUCAUCCAUCUGCUGGAGGAAACUGACCCAGGUAGAAUCAUCGUAACGCGACUAAUCCCCCGGAUUGGAUUUCCAUGGUCCAUGCGCAUCUGCGCCUUCAUGUUCCUUGGUUUGUUGCUUCUCGCGAUGAUUUUCCUGGAGCCGCGCGUGCCGCCCCAGCCCAAACCAUGGAAUAUCAAGGAUUUCCUGCUUCCGUUGAAAGAACUGGCCUUUCUCACUACGGCGAUAGGGUUGUGUCUGUUCUCCUGGGGCAUGUUUGUCCCGUUCAAUUUUCUGGUGCUCGAGGCGCAAAUGCACGGUAUGAGCCUGUACCUGGCUAACUACCUCAUUGCCAUUUUGAACGCUGUCAGUAUAUUCGGUCGCAUUAUCCCCGGCUGGCUCGGUGACCGAAUCGGGCGCUUCAACAUCGCCAUUUUGACCACGGGAACAUCGGCCAUCUUAGUCCUGGCUUUGUGGAUUGUCGCGAACCAUUCCGCUGUCACGAUUGUCUUUGCCGCAUUGUUUGGCUUUAGCUCUGGCACUUUUGUGUCCAUUACACCAGCGUUGAUCCAACAGCUAUCUGCAGUGCAGAACGUGGGGAUCCGCCUGGGGACGUGCUUCGGGAUUAUGAGUUUAGCCACCUUCACCGGGAAUCCGAUUGCGGGGGCACUCAUUGCACGCGAUGAUGGGAGCUACCUGUAUUUGAAGAUCUUCAGUGGUGCGGCUAUGGCAGCAGGGUGUGGGAUGUUGAUUGUUUCGAGGACGAUCCAAGUUGGGUUGAAUUGGAGGAAGAUAUAG
Molecule: messenger RNA, 1314 nt
Organism: Penicillium riverlandense
Lineage: Eukaryota; Fungi; Ascomycota; Eurotiomycetes; Eurotiales; Aspergillaceae
Exons: 4
Biological process (GO): transmembrane transport
Cellular component (GO): fungal-type vacuole membrane
Molecular function (GO): transmembrane transporter activity
Source: RefSeq, a predicted model, not a curated record